This is a messenger RNA of Triticum dicoccoides, 4774 nucleotides long. Its product is annotated as protein Rf1, mitochondrial-like. The transcript is spliced from 3 exons. Gene Ontology annotation, molecular function: protein binding. The record is from RefSeq and is a predicted model, not a curated record. Lineage: Eukaryota; Viridiplantae; Streptophyta; Magnoliopsida; Poales; Poaceae. Gene Ontology annotation, cellular component: chloroplast. Gene Ontology annotation, biological process: mitochondria-nucleus signaling pathway; chloroplast-nucleus signaling pathway. The coding region runs from base 366 to 2843 and encodes 825 amino acids.
GUGAUCAUUCUAGAGCGGGACGCAUGGCGCUGAGUUUGAUGCUAGUUUGCACGAAUUCGGACACGGCGAUCUGAGGGACGGGUGUUGGAUGCCUUCUUCUGAAUGUAACCUGGCAUACUCGUUGGAACGCUGCCAAGAUCCCAUAUUCCUGAAUGUAAACAUAAAUCCCAUAGUAUUCCAUAGCGCAGACCUAAAUUGAACACGCUCCCGCAACUGUAACGGCUCCCCUCGCGCGCCGACCGUCCCGCCUCCGCCGCCGCUCAUCGUCGUCGUCCUCCUCCUAGCCGACGUCCGGCUUCCGCCUCCGCAACUCCUCCUCUCCCUAGCCGACGUCCCUCCGCGGCUGCUCCUCUCCCAUCUCGCCGAUGUCCCGCCCCCGCCUCCGCCACUGCUCCUGCUUCACCACGCCCAUGUCCCGCAUCCGCCUCCGCCGCCGCCUCUCCUCUUCCACCUCACGACCCACACCCUCCUGGUCUCCCCGCGCCGCCUUUGCGGCGGCCACGGAGCGCGUCCGCGACGGAACGCUCAGCCCGCAAGACGCACACCACCUGUUCGACGAAUUGUUUCAGCAGGCCACCCCGGUCCCCGACCGCCCCCUCAACGGAUUCCUUGCCGCCCUCACCCGUGCCACGCCCUCCGAGGCCUGCAGAGACGGCCCUGCUCUCGCCCUCUCCCUCUUCAACCGUGUCUACCGAGAAGAAGCCGGCAUGCGGGUGGCGCCGCCGACCAUCUUCACCUACGGCGUCCUCAUGAACUGCUGCUGCCGCAUGCGUCGUCCGGAACUUGGGCUCGCCUUCUUCGGCCGCCUCCUAAGGACGGGCCUGAAGGCAGACAAGAUCGUCGCCAACACUGUCCUCAAGUGCCUGUGCUGCGCUAAACGGGCAGACGACGCUGUGAAAGUGCUGCUUCAUACGAUGACCGAGCUGGGGUGUGUGCCUGAUGCCUUCUCAUACGCCAUUGUCCUGAAGAGUUUAUGUGAUGAUAACAGGAGCCAGCAGGCGCUCUACCUGCUCCGGAUGAUGGCGAAAGAAGAAGGUGUGUGCUCCCCUGACGUGGUCACAUAUAACACCGUCAUUCAUGGCUUCUUUAAGGAAGGAAAAAUAGGCAAGGCCUGCAAUCUAUUCCAUGAAAUGACGAAGCAAGGGUUUGUGCCUAAUGUGGUGACAUAUAACUCGGUUAUCAAUGCAUUGUGCAAGGCCCGAGCAAUGGACAAUGCAGAAUUGUUCCUUCGGCAGAUGGUUGAUAACGGCGUUCAACCGAAUAAAGUGACAUAUACUAGCAUGAUCCAUGGAUAUUCCACUUUGGGCCAGUGGAAAGAGGCGACUAAACUGUUCAGAGAAAUGACAGGCAGUGGUCUUAUACCAGAUAUUGUCACUUGGAACUCGUUCAUUGACUCCCUUUGCAAGCAUGGAAGGAGCAAAGAAGCUGCAGAAAAUUUUCAUUCCAUGUCUGCAAAGGGCAACAAGCCUGAUAUCAUCUCCUACACCACUCUUCUUCAUGGGUAUGCCAAUGAAGGAAGCUUUCCUGAUAUGAUGAGUCUCUUUAAGUCAAUGGAAGGCGACGGUAUUGUAGCCAACUGCCAAUUUUUCAACAUAUUAAUUGAUGCAUAUGCUAAACGAGGAAUGAUGGACGAAGCUAUGCUCAUAUUUACUGAAAUGCCAGGACAAGGAGUCAAUCCAAAUGUAGUCACCUAUUCAACUGUGAUAGCUUCACUUUGCAGAAUGGGUAGGCUGGCUGAUGCAAUGAAUAAGUUCAGUGAGAUGAUUGGGACGGGAGUACAACCGAACACAGUUGUUUAUCACUCCCUAGUUCAGGGCUUAUGUACACAUGGUGAUUUGGUGAAAGCGAAGGAGUUGAUUUCUGAAAUGAUGAAUAAAGGUAUUCCUCGUCCAAACAUUGCAUUCUUCAGUUCAAUAGUACACAGUCUAUGCAAAGAAGGAAGGGUUAUGGAUGCACACCAUAUCUUUGACUUGGUUAAAGACAUAGGGGAGAGAUCUGACAUCAUUAUGUUUAAUACGCUGAUUGAUGGAUAUUGCCUAGUCGGUGAGAUGGGCAAAGCAGUCAGUGUACUAGAUGUCAUGAUAUCAGCCGGCAUUGAGCCUGAUAUCUUUACAUAUAAUACACUUGUCAAUGGUUAUUUUAAGAGUGGAAGGAUCGAUGAUGGGUUGAAUCUGUUCAGAGAAAUGUCACAUAAGAAAAUUAAACCUACAACUGUUACAUAUAACAUCAUACUGGAUGGAUUAUUUCGUGCUGGGAGAACCGUUGCUGCCAAGAAAAUGCUCCAUGAGUUGAUCGGAUGUGGAACAACAGUGAGCUUGUCCACAUACAACAUAAUUCUUAAAGGACUUUGUAGAAAUAAUUGCACCGACGAAGCAAUCGUCAUGUUCCAGAAAUUACACACAAUUAAUGUAAAGUUCAAUAUCACAACACUCAAUACCAUGAUUAAUUCAAUGUACACUGUUCAGAGAAGAGAAGAAGCUAAAGAUUUGUUUGCUGCAAUAUCAGACAGCGGGUUGGUGCCCAAUGCCUCUACAUACGGCAUAAUGAUACGAAAUCUUCUAAAAGAAGGAUCAGUGGAAGAAGCUGACAGUAUGUUCUUAUCAAUGGAGAGGAGUGGUUGUGCUCCUUGCUCUCGUCUUUUAAAUGAUACUAUUAGAACGUUAUUGGAGAAGGGGGAGAUAGUCAAGGCCGGAAAUUAUAUGUCUAAAGUUGAUGGCAAGAGCAUCUCACUUGAAGCUUCAACUUGUUCAUUGUUGUGGUCUCUGUUUUCUGGGAAAGGUAAAUAUCGUGAACAAAUACAAUUGCUCCCUGUAAAAUACCAAUUCUUCGGUGGAGUUAGUUGAUGCACUGGAAUCAGCAGAUAAGUGUUCGUGUGGUUUGGAGCUCCUCCCUCUCAACGGUGUGGACAAGUGCCUCACCAAGAUUGAGCUGGGUGAUGGUGCCACACUGCCACCAUGGUGUUCUGGUCGGUGCUUAGCUGCUGGGCGUGUAUCGUAUGGACAUCGCUCCUAAAUCCUAAUCUGUACGCCACCUCCACGCAUGGGCCAUCUGGUGUGUGAUGUGUUUGCUAAUGGUAAAAGAUAUCAAGCUAUUUGGAGUUCUCUGAACCUCAGCAUAUCAAGUGUGUUUUGGGCCGAUGGCAGUUAUAGUAAAAUCAAUGAACUAUUCUACAUCAUCAAGCUGUUUGGCGUUCUCUGAACCCCCCAGCACCAGGAGCUUGAUGAUUUUACUACCUGACCGAUCUCGAGAUGAAGUUUUUGUGAAGAGAAAGUAAAUUGUUAUCUUGUCAUCCAGUGGAUUGGUUAGUGAAAUUGGCACUUCUGGUCAUCUAACGUUGCUCCAACAUCACAGAGCCCCUUAAAUAUGCUAUUUCUUCGUCUGUGAUGUAGAUUCACCCACAAAGCAGCAGUGUGUCAAUCAUGAUUUCGGGAGAAUUCGUCAUGCUGAUAUGGUGCCCUAACCAAAGCCAGGCUGUCAGUCUACAUCUUAUGCAUGGGUUGCACCUGAUAAUAUAUUUAAGGUCUUAAAAGUUUGUAUUAUGCAAUCUCAAUUUUUGUUUAGGAAAUAAUUGCCAAAUUCAGCCCUAGUUACCUACUGCAAGAUUUUUAUGUUUACUGAGCUAAUAUGCUCUUCAGAACUAUUCUUAUUAGGUUACCAAAUUGUUCUCUCAUGUGAUGAGGAACGUGUUUAUCGUACGAACAAGUAUUUGCUUGUCAUUGAACUGGAGGAUUUACUUAUUCUUUUUAUAUAAUUUAGCUAUUGUACUGUAUAAAGUUUACUUGGGCCUUCUUUUUCGGACUGAUAAAUCACGGUGGCUUAAUCCAGUAUAUCCAUUUGCUAGCAUCUGUUUUUUUUUUUGUGGGAUGCUAGCAUCUGUGUUUUACUACCCUGCACAGAGAAUAAGGCCCUGUUCGAUAAUGGUCCGCUCCCGGAAUCUGCAGAGCGGGUGACUGGCAACUUCACCAUUUUGACCUACAGCUCCGCCAACUCCGCUCCGGGAGCUGUGGAGCGGAGCGAUGCCGAACAGCCCAUAAGUUGUCGUUGCCAUCCUAAUCCUAAUCCUAUCCUUCGUUUUUUCCCUUUAAUUUUCUUUCCCAGUAACUAUUGUUUAAUGCAGCACUGAUCAAUUGUAAAAGUGAGGGUCAUCUCCUUACAUAUUUUCAGGGAGCACAUGCCUCUCUGCCGACCACUUGCAGAAAUGCAAAAAAUUUAUGAGAGCCAACGAUGCCAUCUCAGCGAUGCAGGUCCCUUUGAUCGCUCUGAAGUUGAAAGCUUUUGACUCGGCAUCACAUGGUGUGUGUUUUGAUCUUACCCCGACAAAUGCGAUAUGCUAAAAAAGCAAAAAUGGAAAAAAAUUCACUAAGCUAACACGAGCUAUUUCGGGGGACGCCUCUUGGAGACCCUAGCAGCUAUCGACGCAUUGCUAAAACUUUGUAAUGGUGAUUGGGGAGGACUAACCUCAAAAGUACUAGAAAAGUCAAAACAGAUGGUAUGUAAGAAAACAAAAAGUAGCUCCACAGCUCGCCCAAAGAAGAAAGACCCGUUGUUAAUGAUUUUGGAAAUCCAUGGUAGCUCCACAGCUCGCCCUCGAGUUCACCACAGGAGCUCCGUCUAGAUGUGGUUGGGAUCAGGGGGGAUUAUUCUAAAUGUCCGCGUGGAACACACUAGUCCCAACCCUACCUAUAUGACACGAAGGUGGAAGCAAUUGCAACAUCCCUUACCAUGAGAAGGAGCUCGAGAGCGGUCGGUGUGGCGAGGAAUUGGGUUGUGGCGG